This is a messenger RNA of Hyaloscypha bicolor E, 594 nucleotides long. RefSeq lists its product as uncharacterized. NCBI's taxonomy places the organism in Eukaryota, Fungi, Ascomycota, Leotiomycetes, Helotiales, Hyaloscyphaceae. The annotation marks the transcript as partial. The record is from RefSeq and is a predicted model, not a curated record. The transcript is spliced from 2 exons.
ACAAGACCUACAUCAUUCGAAGAAUACAUACGUGCCUGCCAUACACUUCUCUCGAAGCCACUUUUUAUCCAGACAGACAAGAGUCUCAGUGCACAGGGCUCCAUUGCCAGCCCCAAGAACAAGCCGUGCCCGACUUUGUUGAAACCUUGGACGGACUUUCCAGUACUGCAACAGCAGCUCUUCGAAAGAAUUUACCAAUAUAUCCCACCGGACGCGGAACUUUUCAGCUCUACCCAAUACCUUACAGAGCUUGGGCAGGAUAUCUGCGACCGACCAUUGGCGAGCAAGAAGGAUUUGGAGGCAUAUCAGCGCCUAGCCGUUGAGCGACCGACAACACACAUCAUCUCCCACCUUCAACGAAUAGAAGAGGCUCGCCAUGCGUUUUAUCUGGGCGAAGGCAUCAUUUUCGAGAACCAUGCCAACACCCUCAGUGAUAGCAACGAAGAGGUCCAGCAAAGCUCGAAUCCGAAACAGCGAAACGCCGAUCAGAUUUGCGUAUAUAAGGAGGCAGAUGGCACACGGAGCCUGUGUAUGGUCGUGGAAUACAAACCGUCCCACAAGUUAUCGGUCUUCAAUCUACGGGCUGGACUUUGA